AUGGAAUAAAUCCCAAUCAAAGAGACCAUACUCCAAAAAUAUUUGAAAAUCAAGAAGAGGUAUUUUCCGGUAUAGAAUCCAAUCAAAUUAGUUGUUGAAUCUUAUGAAGGAGAAAUCUAGUUACAUACAGUUGAAUACCCAAAUGAAGGUACUAUGAGAGGAGUAGUAUUUAUAUUUCUAGGCCAAGGCUCUUACAUGGAUUUUUAUGGAGCCAUAUUUGAGCAAUUUGCUAAGCAAGGCUAUAGACUAUUUGGUAUGGAUAGAUAGGGCUUUGGGAAAAGUGAAGGAAAGAGAGGGGACAUUGGCCCUGAUCCAGUGAAUGAUUAAUUGAUAUUCGUAGAUAAGAUUAUUGAAGCAAAGAAGCUUUAAGAUGCCAAAAAGUACAUAUUAGGAAUGUCAUUGGGUUCACUGCUAGCUGCGAGAAUGAUUCAGAUGAGACCAGAUUUCUUCGAUGGCGUUAUAUUUACUAUCCCAUGGUUUGCCAAUCAUGAUUUAUGGCACAUAAACCCAAUCAAGAGAUGGUACAUAGAUUUUAUCUCUUGUUGUUCCAGAGAUUCUGUAUUCACACGAAUGAAAAGAUCUGAAGAGUAUGAGGAGUACUUUACCUAUAUAAAGGAGCAUGAUCCGCUGUAUGUGGGAGUGUUCAGGCAUAAUACCUUGAGUAAAUGCCUAAUGAUGUAAGACAAACUGAAGCAAGAAUGGUCAAAAAUUAAGAUUCCUGUGUUUAUGGCGCUAGCAGGAAAUGACGUUGUUGUCUCUAACAAACUAAAUGAAGAACUUUAUUAGUAGAUAUAUCAUAAGAUGAAUAAAUGUACAACCUAUGAAGGAAAGCCUCAUAUGCUAUUUCAUUAAGAGGGAGAUUACAACCAGCUUAUUGUUGAUAGUAUUGAGUGGUUAAAAAGUUUAGAUAAUCAAGAUAAGGUUGCAGAUGGCGAUGCCUUUGACAUUCAUUAUAAACUUAACCUUUGA
Messenger RNA from Stylonychia lemnae, 969 nucleotides. NCBI's taxonomy places the organism in Eukaryota, Ciliophora, Spirotrichea, Sporadotrichida, Oxytrichidae. The record is from the annotation of a GenBank genome assembly.